AUGGGUUUACAAGCAGAUAAUGAAACAGGAAAUGGGUCACACAAAUCUUCAAUGAAUCCCUCCAUUUUUAGGUACAAUUCACCCCUAGUGCAAGUUGGUUUGAUAGGUUUAGUCUGUUUCUGUUGUCCUGGCAUGUUCAAUGCUUUAUCCGGUAUGGGUGGUGGUGGCCAGGUCGAUCCCACCGCCGUCAACAAUGCCAACACCGCCCUCUACACUACCUUCGCCGUCUUCGGCAUCCUCGGUGGUGGCAUCUACAAUAUUUUAGGCCCACACCUUACCCUUUUCUCUGGCUGCUCCACGUAUGUUCUCUACGCCGGCUCUUUUCUCUACUACAACCACUACCACCACCAGGCAUUCGUCAUCGUCGCCGGCGCUUUUCUCGGCGCCGGAGCCGGCCUUGUUUGGGCUGCCCAGGGUGCUAUCAUGACCUCAUACCCACCCCACGAUCGCAAAGGGACAUUUAUCUCCAUGUUCUGGAGCAUUUUCAACAUGGGUGGAGUGAUUGGGGGGUUUAUACCAUUUAUCCUGAAUUACCAUAGAGAAGAAGCCACCUCUGUAAAUGAUGGAACCUAUAUUGGGUUCAUGAUCUUCAUGUCUGUGGGGACUAUUCUUUCAUUAGCAAUUUUGCAUCCUAGCCGUGUUGUUCGUGACGAUGAAUCUCAGUGUACAAAUAUAAAAUACUCCAGUGUCUCUGUGGAAAUCAUUGAAAUUCUCAAAUUGUUCCUCAAUUGGAAGAUGCUCUUGAUCAUCCCAGCUUCUUGGGCUAGUAACUUCUUUUAUAGCUACCAAUUCAAUAAUGUUAAUGGGGCUUUGUUCAAUUUGAGAACCAGAGGAUUGAACAAUGUAUUCUACUGGGGUGCCCAAAUGAUUGGCUCUGUUUUUGUGGGCUAUAUUAUGGAUUUCAGUUUUAAGAGCAGAAGGAAAAGGGGAUUGGUUGGGAUUGGAGUUGUGGGUCUGCUUGGGACUGCGAUUUGGGGUGGUGGGCUUGCUAAGCAGCUUGAGUAUUCUCGCCAAGAUAUGCCUAAGAUAAAGCUGGAUUUCAAGGAUGGUUCUGAUUUUGCGGGGCCUUUUGUCUUGUAUUUUAGCUAUGGAUUGCUUGAUGCCAUGUUCCAGAGCAUGGUUUACUGGGUUAUUGGAGCUUUGGCUGAUGAUUCUGAGAUCCUUAGCAGGUAUACUGGGUUCUACAAGGGAGUGCAGAGUGCAGGGGGUGCAGUUGCUUGGCAAGUUGACGCACACAAGGUGCCAUUCCUAAACCAACUGACAGUGAAUUGGGUGCUUACUACCAUAAGUUUUCCGUUUUUGGCGGUUCUCAUCAUGUUGGCAGUAAAGGAUGACAACAAAGCUGAACAGGGGACCUCAAAGGAGGUUACUAUUGUGCCUGCUAUCCUAGUUGCCUCCACAUAUGACGCCAAUGGUGGGCUUAGCAAGAUCACCUAAACAUCAGUCCUUUCUUCAUUAUUGAACUGGAUGAAGUGUACCCAUAAUAUGUUAGCUGUAAAACAAUUAAAGAAAGACGAGGCCAAUACACAAAACUCUUGUCAUUAAGGAAUAUGGGGAGAAUCAAAUGUACUUGAGUUUACUUGUAUACGGAGAGGCUAGUUGUAUGAUAAAGAAAUGGGAAUGUUUUUAUUGUUGCUGGAAUGUUAC
Molecule: messenger RNA, 1647 nt
Organism: Ilex paraguariensis (yerba mate)
Lineage: Eukaryota; Viridiplantae; Streptophyta; Magnoliopsida; Aquifoliales; Aquifoliaceae
Source: the annotation of a GenBank genome assembly